ACCACUCGUUCUCCCUUGUCCCUGACAUAAGGACAAUACCUGGAACUGCGCUCACAGUGAAGUCCCACCGUGGGCGCGGACUUCGGUUCCCGCGGACCCCGGUCGCUUUGACGGGGUCGGUUGCUCAAUCGCUGCCGCCUGCGGCGGAGGACAGGCUCAGGAGGCUGGGGUCUCCGAGGCCUCUGGCCACCCUGCUCCUGCGCAGCCGGGCGCCAGCGCCUCCCCGCGGUGUUUACCGUUGCCCGAGGAGACGCGUCCGCGCCACCCGCCUGCUCCGCGCUCCGCCGCGCUCGGGGUGUCCGGGGACCUGCCAUGAGCCGCCGUGGCUUCUCGGGCUCCAGGAGCCUGGACGCGACCCGCCCCACCGCGUCGCCCGCGCCCGAGGUACAGUCCCAGCUGCCGCCGCGCGCCGAGGGGCCCCGACCCAGCGACCGGCGGCACGCACGCCGCACCUCCGCGCCCCUUUCCUCCCGAGCGUGGGUAGCCUCGGAGCAGCUCGGUCCCCGCGUGGGCAGUGGACCGGGGUGGCCGGAUCAUCACAGAAAUGACGCGCAGGAAACUCACAAUCAUUCUUUGGAAGUCCCUGUCACUCGGGAGCAAUUAAACCAUUAUCGGAAUGUGGCUGAGAAUGUUCGAAGUGAACUUGCCGCAACUUUGGUCAAAUUUGAAUCAGCUCAGUCUGAGCUUCGAGAACUGCACUCCAAGAUGCUUUCUAAAGAAGUUUCCUGUCAAGAGCUGAAGGCCGAAAUGGAGAAUUACAAAGAAAACAAUGCCAGAAAAUCAUCUCUCCUCACCUCUUUGAGGGACAGAGUUCAAGAGCUAGAAGAAGAAUCAGCAGCACUUUUUGCUUCUAAAAUCAGAACAGAGCUCACAGCUCACACUGCAAUCAAGGAGAAUCAGGAGUUAAUGAAGAAAGUUGCUGAACUAGAGGAGAAAUUACAACAAUGUUCAGAGGAAAAUGAGGAAAACAAAAGACAAGCCUCAAAGCAUAGCAGGAAACAUGAAGAAUUUCUAAUUCAACUUCGUGACUCCUUGGAUCCAGACAAGAGGAGUGAGAUGGCAUCGGAGGAAGAUUUAAUUUUAAAGCUUAGAGAGCUGUGCAAGGAAAAUGCAUUCUCGAAAGAACAAAUUGUUACUCUUGAAGAGACUGUAAAUGUCCAUGAGAUGGAGGCAAAAGCUAACAGAGAGACGAUCAUGAGGCUGGCUUCAGAAGUCAACAGAGAGCAGAGAAAAACUGCCUCUUGGAAGGAAGAGAAAGACAAGCUGAACCAGGACUUGCUCAGUGCGGUAGAGGCCAAAGAAGCUCUUGAGAGGGAAGUUAAGAUCUUCCAAGAAAGGUUGCUCGCGGGCCAGCGGGCCUGGGAUGCCUCGAAGCAGGAGCUGAGCCUCCUGAAGGAAAGCUCUUGUGAAUUGGAGAAGAGUUUGAAGGUCAGUCGUGAGGUGGCCACCGCCUCAGAAAACCAGAGCGCCUCGUUUAGGGAGAAGGUCUCAGGCCUCCUCUCGGGCAGAUGGGGCCCAACGGGGUCCACGGAGGAUGCCAUUUUGGAGCGGAUUCAAGAAAUGAGCAGCCAGGAAGAGAGCCUGAGAAGGAUGGCCUCCCAGCUUGAAGCCCAAAGAGCAGAGCUUGUGGAACAGUUGGGAAAGGCAUCUGAGGCUCACCAGAAAGCUCUCCAGAGAGCCCAGAAGGCAGAAGACAAGUCGGAGACUCUCCAGAGUCAGCUGACACACCUGGAAGGAGAGCUGGUUUCUGCAGAUGUUUUACGAGACAACCUGAAUUUUGAGAAACAAAAAUAUCUUAAAUUUCUGGAUCAGCUUUCAGAGAAAAUGAAAUUGGACCGGAUGGCUGCUGAACUUGGCUUUGACAUGCGUCUGGAUAUAGUCUUAGCUCGUGUAGAGCAGCUAGUUCGCCUUGAGAGCAGCGCCGUCAUCGAAAACAAGACUAUUGCCCACAAUUUACAGAGAAAGCUAAAGACUCAGAAAGAAAGACUAGAGAGCAAAGAACUGCACAUGAGCCUCCUCCGGCAGAAAAUAGCCCAGCUGGAGGAAGAGAAGCAGGUGCGCUCAGCCCUGGCCAUGGAGAGGGACGAGGCCCAGCUCACCAUCAGGAAGUUGGAGAAGAAGGUGGAGAGGAUGCAGAAGGAGCUGAGUGUGUGUCGCGAAUCCAACUUGGAGCUCAAAGCCAAGCUGGCCGACACCAAUGAGCUCAAGAUUAAAACUUUGGAACAGACCAAAGCCAUCGAAGACUUAAAUAAAUCCAGAGACAAGCUGGAGAAGAUGAAGGAGAAAGUCGAGAAAAAACUCAUGUCCGUCAGGUCAGAAUUGGACACGGCAGAGCAUGGGGCUAAGGAGGAUAAGGAAAGGGCCAGACACAUGAUAGAAGCAGUGACUAGCGAGAUGAAGACCCUGAAAAGAUCUCUGGAUGAAGCAGAAAAGAGAGAAAAGCGGCUGGCGGACUUCAGGGAGGUAGUUUCCCAGAUGCUGGGCUUGAACAUGACCGCUCUUGCUCUUCCUGACUAUGAGAUCAUCAAGUGUCUUGAAAGACUGAUCCAUUUACAUCAGCAUCGCCUUGUUUCCUGUGCCUGCCUCAAAGACGUGACUCCCGGACAAGACAGGCACCCACAAGGGCACUCAAAACUUCUUCAUUGAAUGCUUGUCUCUAGAGGGAGGUGGAACUAAGAUAUCGCAAUUCCUACUUUCACAAAUUCCUCAAAUCUAUGAAAUGUGAUCAGUGUGUGAAUAUUGUGUACUUUGAUGAUGUAGUGAGGCUGCAUUAUUGGCAGAAAAGGGUCUCAAAAGUGCCAGCCCUAGACAAAUAGUUAUCACUGAAAACAUCUAUUAUUCCAUUUGCUAACACUUUGAGACCCAGAAUUAUUCCACUAGAUUGCAACCUAGACUGGGAAAUGGGAGUAGAGAAUUGACAUUGACAGGGUAUCUUUUUCAAUUGGGGGUUCACUAGCCAAUUUAAUUCUCAUAACCAUAUGGAGAAGCUUUCUUAAAAAUUAUUUUGAUAUAUAUUUUUAUUUGACACAUAGAAAUUACACCUAUUUAUGGGGUACAGGAUGACAUUUCAAUACACGUAUACAGUGUGUAAUCAUCAGAUCAUGGUAACAUGAGAACCUUUAAUACCUUUAUUUUACAACCUCUUAGGGGCUCAGAUUAUGUCCCCUGCCCAAAUUUGUAGCUGGUUAGUGAUGAGCCAGGAUGUGCAGUGUGUUGUCUCUGUGUCAGAGGUUGUGUCUCUUCUGUCCCACAGUCUCAGCUUCUCCUGAGUCUUAAGGGUAAAGAAAUUGCCAGCACAAAGAAAGGAAAACAUCCCUAAAAUCAAGAAUUGAAGUCCCAAAGUGACAGUGACGAGUAGAACCUGUAUGACUUUUUAAAAAAACAAUUCACUCAGUUUAUUUGGAUAAAACAUAGAUUUGGGGUUCAGAAAGACGCUUACCUGUUUUAAAUGUUACUGCCAGAUGCAAAAUUUUAAAUGUCUGAGCAGGGUUGAAUAUUUUCUAUACUCUCCAAAGAUAUUUUAAAUAGCAUCAUUUCAAAACUCUAAAUUUAUUAUUUUUCCAUGUUUGGCUUAUCAGUUCUUUUAAAGUAAAAAAAAUUAUGUGAACCCAACCUACAAAAUGGAGACAUUCUAUAGCUUUAUUCACUAAUAUACCAAAAAUACAGCUGGGAUAAUUUUUCAUGGUGGGGAUUUUAUUAUAAAUCUCUUAUCAAUUUCUGCUUUCUUUUGGAAUUUUUUUUUUUUUUUCUGGUACUGGGAUUGAACCCAGGGCCUCUCACCCAGAGCUACAUCUCCAGUCCUUUUAUUUUUAAUUUUGAGACAGGGUCUCUCUAAGUUGUCCAGCCUGGUCUCAAACUUACCAUUCUUCUACCUCAGCCCUCCCAGAUAGCUGGCAUUAGAGGUGCGUGUCAUGGCACCUAGUUUCUUCUAAAAUUUCUUCUGCACCAAUGUUUUUCAGAUUAAAGAGACCUAAUACUCUCUUGCAAAGGUUGAAGCUAGAUUAGAUCCUGGUGUCCAUAAAAAAGUAAAAGAACAUUCUUGCAACAUCAGGGAAACUUGAAUGUAGACUCAAUGCUGGAUGCCAUUUUUUUUUAAUUUUAAUUUUUUAAGCUUGAUAAAUGUACUGUGGAUUGCAAUACUUUCAGUAACUAAAAGUCCAAGAAUCCAUAGUACUACCCAAAAUAAGUGAUGAAAUAGGGGGAAAAGUGAAGAACUUCUUUUAAGAAAAUUACUAUCUGAUAAAUGUAGGGCAGAUGGUGAUCAAGCAGAGAGAAAAAAUAAAAUUUGCGAGUAAAUGAGUGACAUUUACAGGUUGGGUGACAGACACACAGAAGCAGAGUGACCUUGGCUCCGCUUGGUGCAAUGGGCCACCUCUGCCUGCUUUCUCCUUGGUGUGAAGGUGGCAUAAGUGGUGUUUUGUCAGUGGGUACACACAUGGUAGAGCCCUGCCUCAGGACACCAACUGGACCCGCACAAGGCCUGAGAGGCAGACUUGAAUGUUCUCAGAGGGAGCUGCAGUCUUUGGAGGCCCCUCUCAUUCUCCAAACAGGCAGUGGCGUCUACUUUGGAACCCACCCCUGCCCCCAGUGGAGGAAGUGGCUUCCCCCGGGUCCCUGGAGCAGGUACCCAUGAAUACAAUAUGGAUCUGUGUGUGUGUGUGUGUGUGUGUGUGUGUGUGUGUGUAGGAGGGCUGUUUUUGUACAUUUUGCUUUCCAAAUACAGUUUUUAAUAGAUUUUAUUUUGUUCCUUUAUAAAUUUAUUUUCUACACCAUUCAAAGAUCUUUUAAAACAUAAAUGUGUUUCCGUGAUUGAUUUAUCAUUAAAUAUAUAUUAGGAUUCACGUAAGAGGCUAAAAAUAGCCUAUAGUGGGUAGUAUUUUACUUUCUCAGUAGUAUAUGAAAUUAUACCAUUUAUCCAAAUAUGUUUACAUAGUAUUUCUACUGUAUGAAUGGGGGGUAUACAAUCAUGGUUAAUAUAUAAGGAAAUAUUUUAAUGUUUGAAUCUAAUCCCUAGAGACUUUUAGUGGAAAGGGUAAAUAGAAUAAGAAAAAGAAGUCCUGCCUAUUCAUAUGGUUCAUACAGUUGGUUGGACAAACUGCAAACCUGCUAGUGAAAAGCCAUUUCCUCUUUGUUAAAAUGGCAGUUGAUUAUUGCCAAUCCCUCAGGGCCACUCAUUCCAGAGUUGGCAGGCCAGCUUCUUGUUUUUAUGUGCGUUUUUGUUCAUCUAUAAUAUCCAUGUAUAUUUUAUGUUGUCCAAUAAAAUACAUUAGA
Messenger RNA from Sciurus carolinensis (gray squirrel), 5271 nucleotides. RefSeq names its product coiled-coil domain containing 170 (gene Ccdc170). The transcript has 11 exons. NCBI's taxonomy places the organism in Eukaryota, Metazoa, Chordata, Mammalia, Rodentia, Sciuridae. Gene Ontology annotation, biological process: microtubule cytoskeleton organization. Bases 313 to 2646 code for a protein of 777 amino acids. Gene Ontology annotation, molecular function: microtubule binding. The record is from RefSeq and is a predicted model, not a curated record. Gene Ontology annotation, cellular component: Golgi apparatus.